Messenger RNA from Hypanus sabinus (Atlantic stingray), 3516 nucleotides. RefSeq names its product plectin-like. The transcript is spliced from 2 exons. Lineage: Eukaryota; Metazoa; Chordata; Chondrichthyes; Myliobatiformes; Dasyatidae. The coding region runs from base 288 to 2645 and encodes 785 amino acids. The record is from RefSeq and is a predicted model, not a curated record.
AAUACUUUGGAAAAUGUAUAGCUCAAGUGGUUGAUUGUUGGGUUGAGUUGAUCUCCAAUCUUGGCAAUCAAUUUGCAAAUGUUUCGUCACCAAACAAGGACACAUCAUCAGCUUCUUUGAGUUUUCACCAUAUGUUAAUGUGAAGAGUGAACAGUAAAUGGUUAAUCUUGCUGCGAUCUGGUUCUUAUUAACUGUGGUUUAUCUCGACGUUAAAUUCGGCGUUUGUGACACGCGAAGGAGAACGUUACAGUGAAAAAGCGGCAUUAUCAGGUGUUUCAAGUGCUGCAAUGUCAGCUCAAUCCAGCAUCAAGUCGACGCCGCCCAGCAACAAGGGCAGUAAACCGACAUCAAGUAAGCCCACCCAGGCGUUAUCAGGUGUUCCAAGUGCUGCAAUGUCAGCUCGAUCCGGGAUCAAGUCGAUGGCGCCCAGCGACAAGGGCAGUAGAACGACAUCAAGUAAGUCCACACAGGCAAGAGCCAAGGCAGAAGCCGCCAAGGUGCGACUGCGUUACGCCAAACAAGAAGCAGUUUUGAAAAUGAAACAGGCCACCAGAGAAGUUGAAAUCCAGAAAGAAAAGGCUGCCAGAGAAGCCGAAAUCCAGAAAGAAAGGGCCGCCAGACAAAGAGAAGAGGCUGCCAGAGAAGCCGAAAUCCAGAAAGAAAAGGCUGCCAGAGAAGCCGAAAUCCAGAAAGAAAGGGCCGCCAGACAAAGAGAGGAGGCUGCCAGAGAAGCCGAAAUCCAGAAAGAAAGGGCCGCCAGACAAAGAGAAGAGGCUGCCAGAGAAGCCGAAAUCCAGAAAGAAAGGGCCGCCAGACAAAGAGAGGAGGCUGCCAGAGAAGCCGAAAUCCAGAAAGAAAGGGCCGCCAGUCAAAGAGAAGAGGCUGCCAGAGAAGCCGAAAUCCAGAAAGAAAGGGCCGCCAGACAAAGAGAAGAGGCUGCCAGAGAAGCCGAAAUCCAGAAAGAAAGGGCCGCCAGACAAAGAGAAGAGGCUGCCAGAGAAGCCGAAAUCCAGAAAGAAAGGGCCACCAGAGAAGCCGAAAAGGCUGCCAGACAAAGAGAAGAGGCCGCCAGAGAAGCCGAAAAGGCCGCCAGACAAAGAGAAGAGGCUGCCAGAGAAGCCGAAAUCCAGAAAGAAAGGGCCGCCAGACAAAGAGAAGAGGCUGCCAGAGAAGCCGAAAUCCAGAAAGAAAAGGCUGCCAGAGAAGCCGAAAUCCAGAAAGAAAAGGCUGCCAGAGAAGCCGAAAUCCAGAAAGAAAGGGCCGCCAGACAAAGAGAAGAGGCUGCCAGAGAAGCCGAAAUCCAGAAAGAAAGGGCCGCCAGAGAAGCCGAAAAGGCUGCCAGACAAAGAGAAGAGGCCGCCAGAGAAGCCGAAACCCAGUUGGAAAUGGCAAAAAUAUCGACAGAGUUGCAAGUGCUGCAGCUAGAAAGAGAAGAAGAAGCUGCCACGGCGGAAGCAGAGUACAUAGAAGAACCUGAAGGGUCGCGUGAUCUGACGGCAGUAAGAUCUACUUUAGAAAGGACCAGACUGGAACGCACAAGCGACUAUGUACAAUAUCAAACAGACUGGCAGGCUCGUCUCCCCUCUCCAGACGUAUUCGAUAACUUCCCCAGCUACGAGGAACCUCAGAGAGUCACGAUUGCAUCACAUCCAUACGAGGAAGGAAAUUUACCCUCACGGCUCCGUGAUGAAGUCAAGAAUGAAAGAACCGACAACGCUCCUUCACCCCCACAACAGGACGGUGGGGAGGGAGAGGCUCACUCCAGGACAACAAUUGUCAGCUCGAACUGUACAGAAGUUUGCGGUCAAACUCAGUCAAGCCGUUCUUGUUCCAAGAUCUGCCUCACUGAGGUGUACCCUAAAGAAGCACAACAAGGCAUUACCAAGCGUAAAGUAACCGACGAGACGCUAGGUCAGUCAGUUUUCGUUCAAACCGAGCACGGAAACAAACUUGCACAAUCAGCUCAAGAUACCAUUUCUUUAAAACCCAAAGACACCAAGGUCUUCAGAGAUGAAGCAAAUAAUGGGGUUGCCCCAUUGCCUUUCAGAGAACCACGCCAGCGCUCACCAGAUAACAAAGAGCAGGCAGUCAAACGGUUCACGUCCUUACGGAAAACCCAGAAAAGGAAACCUGAGAUGCAGCAACGCACCCGAUUGGCCCACGAGGUACUGUGCACCCUAAUGGCAGAGGUCACAGCCAUUAUAAACGCACAAUCAUUCCUACCUGUGUCUUCUGACCCAGAAAACCCCUUUAUACUUUCGCCAUCAACGCUCCUUACGCAAAAGGCAGGAGCACCUCCUCCACCAGGAGACUUCUCAGACAAGGAUUUGUACACAAAGCAAUGGAGACAAGUCCAGGCUCUGGCAAAUCAGUUCUGGCCUCGCUGGAGACAAAAAUAUCUACCUUUGUUGCAACAGAGACAAAAGUGGACAGAACCCCGAAGGAAUCUUCAAGUUGAAGACUUAGUCCUGCUCAGGGACAAGCAAAUCGCCCGCAACAGCUGGCCAAUGGCCAGAAUCACUGCUACAUUCCCUAGCGGGGAUGGACAUGUCAGGAAGAUCGAAUUGAAGACUACCGACCAAGGCGAUGUGAAAAUUUACCAAAGGCCAGUUACAGAAGUUAUUCUACUUCUACCCAAUGACUGAUUAAGAGACUAAGUUUUGUACUCUGCUCAUUGUGACCUUACGAAGGUCAAGCGGGGAGUGUGCUGUCUUUACGACAGUUAUUUAGUUUAUAAUAUUUCCGCUUAGUAAUUCAUUCGAUAGUAUUUUCUAGUUAGAAUUAGAAGUGUUUAAAGUAUAUUCAUUGCAUGUAAAAUAUAUCGGCAUGCGAUGACAUCACAUCCGGUUUCGCCGCGUCUUGUGGGAAAAUACCGGUUUGGAAUUAACGCGAGGGUGGGGGCUCACCACGAGGCUCACCGGAGCAGAAGUUGUUUUGCAGGCAUGAGAAAUCACAGUGAGAGCAACGCUGUAAGUUAAUAGAUAAUCGAUAUAUUGAACUAAGAUGUUAAUGCCGAUCCUGUUAGAAGUAACGACGGUCGAUAAUGUUUAUGCUUUCGUUAGUUAAAGAGUCGCGGAUAGUUUGCAUGGAAGUCUAUUUAAAGUAGUCAAUGGAGCAGGUAAACUCUCCCUGUAUACUGCACCUUAGUGUAAUGUAGUUAUAGUCACCUUUGCAAGUAUUUACACUUGAAAUGUGAUAUUAAGGAAGGAACAAAUACUGUAUCAAUCUUGUAUUGUUUUAUCAACAGUUUUCACCAUAUGUUAAUGUGAAGAGUGAACAGUAAAUGGUUAAUCUUGCUGCGAUCUGGUUCUUAUUAACUGUGGUUUAUCUCGACGUUAAAUUCGGCGUUCGUGACACGCGAAGGAGAACGUUACAAGCUUUCUGAGAGAAAUGAUGGUUUGCAGCUUUUAAUGAAUCAAAUGAAUUUAAUCAAAACUGCACAUGAAUCUAAACUCUUAUUGUCACAUGAUGUGUUAUUUUUAAUAUUGUUCCAGAAAUAAAUAAAUUUUGAUCCAA